Messenger RNA from Triticum dicoccoides, 1811 nucleotides. Its product is annotated as GDP-L-galactose phosphorylase 1-like. The transcript is spliced from 8 exons. Gene Ontology annotation, molecular function: GDP-D-glucose phosphorylase activity. NCBI's taxonomy places the organism in Eukaryota, Viridiplantae, Streptophyta, Magnoliopsida, Poales, Poaceae. Gene Ontology annotation, cellular component: cytoplasm. Gene Ontology annotation, biological process: glucose metabolic process. Bases 499 to 1608 code for a protein of 369 amino acids. The record is from RefSeq and is a predicted model, not a curated record.
UCCUGGAACCUUCCGUCCUGGCGGCUCCAAACUCCUCUCCUCUCCAGCGCAAACACCCCUCUCCCCCGCUCCCUUUCCUCUUCUUCUUGGCCGGACGGACACCCACCCACCCCGAGCGAGCGCCUCCUCCAGAUUGUCCUGCAAAAAUACUGCAUUUUAUGAUCGGAGAACUUGUGAGGAGCUCCUAGAAGAAGAGCCAAGUUGAUCCUGCAAAAUUGGAUAGCUGGUCCGGCAGGGCUGGCUUCAGAAGAUCAGCCACGGCUCUAAGGAGAGUAACCCGUGUUACACCAAGAAGGGAAAGGCAAUGUGUCCGUCGCUUUCCUAAGUUUCUGCUUGCAUCGCCUUCUUUCCACGGUGGCCGUGGUGCCCUCCCAUCUGCAGGGGGGCAUCCUUCUGAUCUGACCUACCUUGCUGGUGGUGGUGCUGCACAAUUCUGAAGUAGGCCUUUAGCAUCAUAGUUAGUUCAGUUAGUAGUCCAUAAUAUUAAGAGUUGUAAGUAUGGUGUCGGCCACCAAACUAGAAGGUGGAUAUUGUUUUCACAGCAAGAACUCUCCUCUCGAUCAACCUGAAGGUGUGAAGAUACAUCUUUACCGUCUUGGAAUAGAACAGUGUGAACAUGAUGCCCUCAAAAGCUUUGCAUGUGCUGGUGAAGGCAGCCCAAGUUUACUUGAUACAAUCAUUCUUUCUCAGUGGGAGAACUUUGCUCAGAAGGGCCAGUUGGGAUGUGAUGUUACUACUUGCGAACUUAAGGUCAUUGAAGGUCAAAGGGAUUUUGUUAUUCAGAUGAAUGAUAAAUGGAAUUCAUUUUCCCUCAUGAAAUAUGACAAGUUCGGCCAUCCUUUCGGAUGCUUGAAGCCAAAUUCUGCUAGAAGCUACGAGGAAUUACUUUUGUGCAUCGCAGAAGGAGAAAAUAAUGAACCGGAGGUUGUUCCUUCGAUUACACCCCCAAACAAUGGAGUACUGCUGAUUGCGAAUGCAUAUCCUGUUGAAUAUGGUCACAUUUUCUUGGUCCCAAAUGCAACUAAUCAGCUAUCUUCCUUUUGGGAUAAAAGGAUGUUUGGGCUGAUUACAAAGAUUGCCUCUGAAGUAAACAGUGCAGCGUUCCGGGUUUUCUUUGAUGAUGGUACAUCUAUUGUGCCAAAGCACAUUUUUUUUCAGGCCUGUUACUUUGCCAAUCCUUUACCAGUGGAGUCUUCCUCAACUGUUGCAUUAUAUGAUGGGGCAACCAGAUCAGGCAUUUGUGUGUCUGAAAUAGUUGAUUACCCUCUAAAAGCACUUGUGUUCACGAGCACCAAUGUAAAUGCACUUGUCGAUGUAGUGAGUGAAGCAUGCUUGGCUUUGCAUGAGAACAAUACUGUGCACAGCCUAAUGAUGUCCAACAACGGCAGAAAUGUUUUCUUAUUCCCCCAGGUGAAAAAUCUGGUCACUGGCUGCUGUCUUUCUGCUUGGGAGUGCUGUGGCUACUUUGUUUAUCACACCAAAGUUGAUUUCGACCGAGCUUCUGAGACCGGAAUUUCCAAUAGGAUGGCUUCGUUUUCGUUCCAAGAUGGUGACUUUGAAGACCUGAAGAAACUCUGCUGCGCUAUAGCUGAUAGCCUUGUUACCUAAGCCUGCACCGUAUGCAAGCAUCAACAAUGUGUGCAGCGGUUCAUUAUGUAAAAUCACCCAGAAUGUUACUGCAACUAUAAACAUAUCGUGUAUCAUGCUCUCCCAUUCCCCGUGUUUGGCGUGUUAUGCCUAAAUACUAUGAAACAUAUGUCUGAAGACAUCUGGGUUGAUGAAUAAAGCUUGCUGUUCUCCUCAUGAAUCAA